Molecule: messenger RNA, 549 nt
Organism: Parnassius apollo (apollo)
Lineage: Eukaryota; Metazoa; Arthropoda; Insecta; Lepidoptera; Papilionidae
Source: the annotation of a GenBank genome assembly
AUGCCGCCGCCUCCACGACCUCGGAGCCACUGUCUCCACCCGCAGCAUCCGCCGACACUCUUAAAGAAAACGCUUCCACACCUAAUGAUCUAUAUAUUGCUUUUAGCACUACUUUUGUUACCACAAGUUAACCCUUCAUCGAUUCCUUUGAAAGAAUCACGCAAUUCUAGACAAUCACCACUUCCUAGUACAUCGAAUAGUACUAAUAUAGAGCAAAUAAUUCUCGAUCUUCAAUUGUCAGACCUAAAUGAUUCUCCUUACGUAGAUUCUGAAUCGUCUUACCAUCCAGAAAAUAACAAACCUGCAACUUCAUCUGAUACAUCACGGGACGAGAUUGAGGAAACAAAUGUGCGAAAAAAAGUAAAAAAGCAAACGUGGAAGAGAAAUAUAGCAAAAAACAAACGUCAAAACGGUAAAUCUUAUAUCAACAGAAAGGGUGUGUACAAGUGUACUGAAGACAAAACCAGAUUACGAAGAGACUAUGAUGAACAUAAAGCAAGAGAAAAAGAAUCUUUGGAAAUGAAGGCAUACGACAAGAAAAAAGCAUAG